This is a messenger RNA of Ustilago hordei, 1623 nucleotides long. RefSeq lists its product as uncharacterized. Gene Ontology annotation, cellular component: membrane. Bases 1 to 1623 code for a protein of 540 amino acids. Gene Ontology annotation, molecular function: transmembrane transporter activity. Lineage: Eukaryota; Fungi; Basidiomycota; Ustilaginomycetes; Ustilaginales; Ustilaginaceae. Gene Ontology annotation, biological process: transmembrane transport. The transcript has a single exon. The record is from RefSeq and is a predicted model, not a curated record.
AUGGCCGAGAAGCAACAGACUCCUGACCUCGAGGGGGCUCACAAGCUCGCCGCUGUCCAGUUGGUCACGACUGAUGCAUCGAUCCUCGACAAGGAGAGCGUCAUCAACGGCAAGCUUUCACAGAACGAUAUCGCCGUUCUCCCAAACACAAUCAUUGAAGAGGCCGACGAGGAGGUGCUCAAGUACACUGAUGCGUCCGUCACCAUCACUCCUGAGGAGAACAAGCGCCUUCUUCGAAAGAUCGACAAACGUGUCCUCACCAUCAUGCUUGGUACUUACUUCUGUCAGUCUCUUGACAAGCAGAUCCUCUCCUUCGCUGCCAUCAUGGGCAUUCGUACCGACCUCAAGCUCAAGGGCCAAGAAUACAGCUGGCUCUUCACAUGUCUCUACUUGGCCAUUCUUUGCACCGAAGGUCUUCAGAAUUACCUCGUUCAGCGUCUUCCCAUCAACCGAUGGCUUGGUUUCUGCGUGACUGCAUGGGGUAUUUCGUGCUGCUUCGUCGCGCUCUGCCAUGAUUUCACCGGUAUUCUGAUUCUUCGAAUCAUGCUCGGAUGCUUCGAGUGCGUCUGCCAGCCCGCUUUCGUCGCUCUUUCUGCUAUCUGGUACCGCAAAGAAGAGCAGGCAAGGACUAUUACUCUUUGGUACUGCUGCAAUGGCUUGCAAGCUAUGUUCGGUGGCCUGUUGGGCUUCGCUUUCUACCACAUUCAAGGUGCUGCACUGGCCUCAUGGAGGAUCAUGUUCCUCGUCCUUGGCUUGCUCACCGUCAUCUGGGGCUGCGCUAUCGUCUACAUCUUGCCCAUCUCUCCCAUGAAGGCUCGUGGCUUCACUGAAGAGGAGCGAACCAAGGUGGUCGAACGUGUUCGAGAGAACCAAACCGGUGUUCAGAACAGGAAGUUCAAGAUGGACCACGUCUGGGAAGCCGUCAAGGACCCCCAGAUGUGGGCCCUUUUCCUCAUCAACUUGCUCAACACCAUCCCCACCGGUGGUCUCGGAAGUUACGGUAACAUCAUCAUCAAGACCAACCUUGGCUUCUCGGUCCUCCAGACCAACUUGCUCGGUCUUGCUCAGGGAGCUUUUCAGAUUCUUGUCCUUCUCGCCGCUGCUUGGGUCGCCAAAAAGUGGAACCAGACCAUUCUUACUGCUGUUCUGUUCACACUUCCCAACAUCAUUUCCGCCGUUCUCUUCCUCACAAUCCCAAACACCAAGGAGCACGCCGGUGGUCUUCUCUUCGCCUUCUACAUGACCAUCUGCAUCCAGGCUCAGGCGACACUCUCCUUCUCCUUGCUUAGCAGGAACGUUGCUGGACAGACAAAGCGUGCUGUUGUCACUACGGCGACUUUCGUUGGUUGGGCAGCUGGUAACUCAGCUGGUCCUCAGCUCUUCCAGGAUAAGGAUGCGCCAUUAUAUCGCCCCGCAUUUUUUGGUCAACUCGGUUGCUAUGUUGCCUCGAUUCUGGUGCUCCUUGGGCUUCGAUUCUACUACAUGGACCAGAACCGAAGGAAGCGUCGUGCCACCAACGUUCUUAAGGGCCGCGCCGAGGAUGCCGAGGAUCAGAUCGAUUAUUCACAGGCUUUCCUUGACUUGACUGACAAGAAGAACAUCAACUUCCGAUACAGCUACUAG